This is a messenger RNA of Amblyraja radiata (thorny skate), 1903 nucleotides long. It is a transcript of the gene med21, whose product is annotated as mediator complex subunit 21. The transcript has 4 exons. Gene Ontology annotation, biological process: regulation of transcription by RNA polymerase II. Gene Ontology annotation, cellular component: mediator complex. Gene Ontology annotation, molecular function: transcription coregulator activity. The coding region runs from base 194 to 628 and encodes 144 amino acids. Lineage: Eukaryota; Metazoa; Chordata; Chondrichthyes; Rajiformes; Rajidae. The record is from RefSeq and is a predicted model, not a curated record.
CGCUGAGUUUCUCCAGCUUUUGUUGUCUACGGGCGAUUUGAUUGGAUGGCCGGGCGGCCGUCUCGCUUUGGUUAACGAUCGCUGAUUGGCCGCCCGUCCCCGCCCGGACAGCGGAGUACGACGGGCGCGGAUUGGUUGGCCGUUGCUAAGUGUGGGGUCCAAUGGCGGGGCGGCUUGUUGCUGCUGCUGCAAGAUGGCGGAUCGGCUGACCCAGCUGCAGGAUGCGGUCAACUCGCUCGCAGACCAGUUCUGCAAUGCUAUUGGUGUCUUGCAGCAGUGUGCUCCUCCAGCAUCCUUUACAAACAUUCAGACUGCCAUAAACAAAGACCAGCCGUCUAACCCGACAGAAGAAUAUGCACAGCUCUUUGCUGCACUGAUCGCAAGGACUGCUAAAGACAUUGAUGUGUUAGUCGACUCGCUACCGAGUGAAGAAUCAACAGCGGCUCUGCAGGCUGCAAGCCUGCGUCAGCUGGAGGAGGAGAACCACGAGGCAGCAGCCCGCCUGGAGGAAGUCGUGUACCGGGGAGAUGUGCUCCUGGAGAAGAUUCAGUGUGCGUUAGCAGACAUUGCCCAGUCACAGCUCGGCACAAGAAGCAGUGAUUAUAGCCACCAUGCCUCUGAAUCUUAGCACUGGCAACUGUUUCUGCUGCUUAGACCGGCAUGCAAAGAAACCACAGACUUUUGCUUCGUUGCAGAUGGACGACUGAAAAGAUUUUGGUAAAAUAUUUAACCAUCAAUUUGAUUGUGGCUGAGCCGUAAAGAAAAUUUCCUGUCUAUGCCAGCAGGUAGUAGAGCUGCUGUCUCACAGAGCCAGAGACUCGAAUUUGAUCCUGACCUCGAGUGCUGUGUGUGUGGAGUUUGUUUGUUCUCUCUGGAUUUCUUCUGGGCACUCUGGUUUCCUCCCACAUCCCAUAGAGAUGCAGGUUUGUAGGUUGCCUGUAGAUUGCCCCAAGUGUGUAGGGAGUGUUGCAAAAGUGGCUAGGCAUAGAACUAGUGUGAACGGGUGAUCGAUGAUUAGCAUGGAUUCGGUGGUCCUGUUUCCAUGCUGUAUUUUUCAAUCAAUCUGUCAAAGUGAAUACAGAAUUUCUUCCCUCUCCCCUUCACACACUCUGUACAAUAUCACAAUAUCCACUGUUCAACUAAGCAGGCUGUAUUCUCUGUAUGAUGUUGACCAGUUUAAUUCAAAAACCUGUCCUGCCAGAUGUUGUAUCCAUUUCAACAUCAGGAAUGCUGUCUGGUGAGAAAUGUUUUAUCACUGGGUUCUGAAACCAUGUAAGUGCAGGGGUAAAACCACAAUUACUGAUGCUCUUGGAUUGGAGCACAGCCAAGGGGGUGAAAAGUGACCCAGUCACUAUAUCACCCUCCUGCACACCACCUGCAUGUUUGAGGCAGAGAUCCUUGUCUCAUGGCAAGGGUGGGUAUAAUUAUCACGCACACUACAAUAUGGUGAGCUUGGUCUGUUGGGCAAUGCAACAACAGCAAUGCGUGGCUGAGGCAGUAACCAUGCCUGCUACCAAUGAAAAUUUAUCUGUAAAGACUUGGUGACCAGCUCUUGUGGUGCACAAAGCCUCAUAACCACCUAUUCUCCCCUCCCCCAAACCAGCAGAAGGCAGAUUGUACUCUCUCUUCCCUAUGUAUUGUAUUUAAAGUUGUGACUGAACUUUGAAGGACUUGCUGGGGCUGCAGUGAGUCACAGGGAUGUCUGCUGUCAGGAAGCAGUCAUCUGCCUUGAAUCCUACUCCCUCUGCAUCAUCACGCUGCUAACAUGUGAAUAGUUCCUGUUGGGCUACAAUGCACAGUUGAAGUGUAUUCUGUAUUCCAUGAUUGGUGUCCAAUUACCUGUGACAUUGACAAUUCCUCAAGGGAAAAUAAAAUCACAAAAAUGUAAAGAAAUUGUACACAA